Populus nigra (black poplar) is the source of this 2043-nucleotide messenger RNA. RefSeq names its product vacuolar fusion protein CCZ1 homolog B-like. Bases 139 to 1719 code for a protein of 526 amino acids. The record is from RefSeq and is a predicted model, not a curated record. NCBI's taxonomy places the organism in Eukaryota, Viridiplantae, Streptophyta, Magnoliopsida, Malpighiales, Salicaceae. The transcript has 10 exons. Gene Ontology annotation, cellular component: intracellular membrane-bounded organelle; Mon1-Ccz1 complex. Gene Ontology annotation, biological process: vesicle-mediated transport.
CUUCACCUACCAUUCGAAAUUGGUACUUGUUAAUUUGAUGAAUUCAGAGAAAAAAUCAAUAUUAAAAUCCCAUGUGAUUCGUCCCAACCUAAGGCAAGGAAAAGGCAGUGAGUUGAUUAGUGUAUUAGAAAGAAACUAAUGGGAAUGGCAUCUGCAAACAGCGGAGGAAGCGAAGGGAUGGAAUUGUGCAUAUUUGAUUUGAGAAGAGGACAGCAAGAAGGGCAGGAACUAGACAAGAUCUUGUUCUUCUUUCCUGCUGAUUUACCCUUUUCAACCCAACUCUCUGUCAUCGGACUCAGUGAAGGACUCAUCACUUUUACCAGAAUUUUCUCUCCAGAGGCAGCUUGUGAGGUGAUAGAAGCAGAGAGGCAUUCUCAUGUUUUUUACGAGGCAGAGCCCGAUAUCUGGAUGGUCAUGGUAGUGGAGAAAAGUAAGGAAGCAGAAGCAAUAUGGCGGGUCGAGGCAUUGCGAGAGGUUCUCAAGGAAAUUCAUUCUCUUUUUAUGAUGUUUUAUGGGCCUGUAAGAGAAAUGCUUGAGAAAGAUCCUAGUGGAGGACAGAUUCGAGCUCAUCUCUACCCUUUUGUCAUGGAUUAUCUAAGUGCAUGUCAAAAGAGGUCUCCAUUGGAUUACUGCUGCUGGGAUUUCCUUGUCGGGAAGAAAAUUCAAUUACCAUCAUUUCGUGAUUGUUUGAAGGAAUGUGGAACUGUACAGAUGCUGACUGUCGGGAGGGAGGCAGCUAUUGAGGUUCAGUCACUUGUGAGGGUACUAGAGUCUGGUGCUGGGGCCACACAUUGCUAUUCACUGAUCUUGUUUCAAGACUUGGUUGUGUCCACGACGCUUUCACCUGAUGACACCAUAAAUUUAUUUGCGUAUGCAGUUCAAAGGUUGUCACCUCGUGCUUUGUCAUCUGGAGUAAGUUCAUGGUCCUAUCUACGCAGAGGAAGUACUCCUUCUCAUGUUGUUGUAGGGCCUACCUUUGCCACUGUCUCUGUUUCUGAUCAAUUCCAUCAAUUGCAUGCUACCUCUCCUAGUCAAGAUAACAGUUAUCAUGUUAAAAGGCCCUUACAGCACAACAGGUGGUCUAAAGGGAAGGAUGGUUUUCUGGUCACUGAUAUUUGGGGAACAGAGACUGGUAGUUUGAUUCCUUCCACCCCAACUAUUUGGCUUCAGCAGACCGGGGAAAGAAUGUAUCUCUGUGCUUACCAGUAUAAAAGCCUUACCUUAAUCCUCCUGGUUCCUUUGUCCUCCAUUCUUAAUGGGGAGCAAGGUGUCUCCCUGGUCAAGCAGCAGGUUCUUGAAAAUGCAUCACUUAAGAUUUUAAAAGUUGAAGAGAAACUAUCAAAAGGAUGGGGUGGUGAGAAUGCUUAUCAUGUCAGUGGGUACCGUUAUCUACUCAUUGAUGAUGAUAGAAAUGUAUCCAGGGCUUCUCCUCCAGCAAAGGUUACAACCCUAGCAAAGGAAUCGUUGCUUGCCAUGAGUAAGCUUAGAGAAGAGGUAGAUUUGGAGAAGAGUAGAUCAAAAUGGGAUAAUGCAGAUCGUGACAAAGAUUUGGAAAUAUGCAUUAGAGCGAAAAACAAUGCUUGGGUUAUUGCUCGUACUACUAGAGGGAAGGAGCUUUAUAUGGUUCUGGAAAGGGCCAAUGAAACACUUCUUUAUGCUUCUGAUGCCUUUGAGAGGUUCAGCGACAGGUAUUGUGGUGGCGCUUUUUCUUUGGAUUAGGGAAAAUGUGCUGGCUGUAUAUUUAUCUAUUAUCACAUAAUUAGAAAGAGUGAUGAAUGUACGAGCACCACCGAUUGUUUUGUUUCUUCCAUCUCUGCUUCUCAUGUAAAGGACCCUUUGUAUUUUCUUAACAACUGGGUUCAAAACAGAAAAUUGUAUCCGCUGUCUGUAUAAUGCUAUGGCAAAUCCAUACAUUUUGAUAUUAGGAUUCGAUCAUCAUCUAUUCAGGGUGCCUUUGCUAGCUAGUUCUGGAGCAGUGGCUCUGGGAGGUCAGCUCAUCCAUGUAAUAAUUCUUGCUGAAAUAAAAGUUGAUAUUGUUGGUCA